AUGCUGGAUACCAUCCUUCCUUCAUAUGUGCCGGCUGAGGUGGAAGAUGGGGUCCCCGUCUUUAAACCGUCUUUCGAAGAAUUUAAAGACUUCUAUAAAUACGUGGAUUCAAUAAAAAGUUAUGGUAUGCAAUCAGGUAUAAUAAAAAUAAUACCUCCAAAUGAAUGGCUAAAGGGACAAAUAAAUAGUUCAAACCCACCUGAUCCAUCUUUGCUUGCAAACAUUAAGAUCAAGUCUCCUAUUCAACAAGAAAUUAGCGGCAAUCAUGGUAUCUUUUUGGCUCAAAAUUAUGAAAAGAAAAAGACUUAUAAUAUGAUUCAAUGGAAAAGUUUAUCUAAAAAUUAUAAAUUACCUGAUUAUCCUCAUCAUUCACAUUCAUAUUUAUCCUCCAUCUCCUCUGCCUCCACUUUUUCUUCUUCUUCAAACGUUAAAAAGGAAGAUGAAGAAAAGAAACACAAGGAAAAGGAAAAAGAAAAUCGAGAGCAAGUUGAUACUUCCACUACUCCUCAUGCUAUCGCCAAUUUUAAAUUAGACGAUUUUAAGAAAUUUAUACAGAAUGAUAAUUAUAAUGAAGAUAAUUUAGAUCAAUUUAAUGAUAAGGAAAGAUUGAAAUUCUUAGAAAAUUAUUAUUGGAAAACAUUAAAUUUUACCCCAACAUUAUAUGGCGCUGAUACUCUUGGUUCCUUAUUCCCUGAGAAUUUAAACAUUUGGAACGUCUCUAAAUUACCAAACCUUUUAGAUUACUUGGAUAAGGAUAUACCAGGUGUCAACGAUUCAUUCUUAUACGCAGGACUUUGGAAAGCUUCAUUCCCAUGGCAUCUAGAAGAUCAAGAUCUUUAUUCAAUAAAUUAUAUACAUUUUGGCGCCCCAAAGCAAUGGUAUUCAAUACCACAAGAAGAUAAUACAAAGUUUUAUAAAUUUAUGAAAGAACAAUUCCCAGACGAAUCUAAAAGUUGUUCUGAAUUUUUAAGACAUAAAGUAUUCAUGGCUUCACCGAAAAUAUUAACAAAUAAUGGUAUUAAAGUAAAUAAGAUUGUUCAUUACCAACAUGAAUUUAUGAUCACUUUCCCAUAUGGAUAUCAUUCAGGAUUUAAUUACGGUUACAACUUGGCAGAAUCAGUAAAUUUUGCAUUGGAAGAUUGGCUAGAGAUUGGAUCUCAUUCGAAAAAAUGUCUUUGCGUUAAUGAUUCUGUGGAAAUUGACGUUGAUAAGUUAGCUUCAAAUUGGUAUAGUUAUAAAAAAUCUGCCACUCCGAUAACUAUUAAUAGUACCGCAACAAAUACUAAUACUGAUACCCAUUCCAGCAAUACAAAUCAAGUUUAUCAAUCAAAUGAUACAAGAACAAGAAGUUUUACGGAAUUAUUAAAUCAUAGUUCACAAGAACUACAAAAUAUCCAGAAGCAAGAUAUUAAUAGUAUUGAUAUGAAUAUUAAUGAUCCAAUGAAUGUUAUCACUAUUAAUAAUAAUAAUUCAGUAAGAAAUAAUAACAAUAUCAUGCAAGAUUCUCAGCACUCUUCACUCCGAUCAACAAGUCCUAACUUAGGUCAAUACUAUAAUCCCUUGAGACCGGGAAGUAGCAGAAUAUCAUCUCCAUUUUUAUCAAAAAUGAUGGAUCUUUCAAAUAUUGUAGAACCUACAUUGGAAGAUCCGGCUUUAAAAUUCAGGAAAAAGGUUCUGCGACAACAGCAACAGCAACAGCUGCUGCAAAAACAACAGCAGACGGAUACGGCCCCGUCAUCCUCGUCAUCUUCUGCAUUCCCACCACAAUCUCAGCCACAAUAUAAUCAAACAUUAAGUAGUAAUAACACCAUAAAUACUCAGAGUACCAACUUACCUCCAAUAUCGUUACCGCCUCUCAAUACACCAAAUACAAAUAAUUUAUUUGAUGAAAAUGAAGAUAAUAUGAUCGCAUUAAGUUUAGCUAAUAUGGCAAAUAGUAGGACUUCAUCACCAAGAUUAACUUUACAGACAAUGGACCCCGCCAAUGUGUCAAUAAAUAAUGGUAACAGUAUCAGCAACAACAACAACAACAACAAUACUAACGACAAUAACGGCAGUCAUAAUACCAAUACUCUCAUAGCUUCCAUUCUCUCUCCUAUCCCUUCAUAUUCAGACACAAAAAAUGGGAACACUAACAUAGGUCAUUCAAAUAUACUUAACACUGACAAUAAAAAUAUUAGCCCUAGCAGUUCACUAUAUUCUUAUCAUAAUUCAAUAUUCCCUCCACCUACCUUUAAUAACAAUACUAACACGAUCAACAGUAACAAUAAUACAUUUUCCAAUUUGAAUGGAUAUAAUAAUUAUAAUACCACUCACACCUUUUUGAGUAAUAAUAAUAAUAAUAAUAUUAAUAAUUCUAACCCAAUCCCAUUAUCAUUCCAAUCACACAUGGGGAACUCUUUCCAGCAACGACAACAACAACAACAAAUGAAUGGUCCUCCUCCAAUGUCACCAAGAGCAAAUAUCGCAUUCAUGAAAAGAAUGAAAUCACCUAAUAUUGUAACAUUAAACAUUUCCAGGGAGACUUCAAAAAGUCCAUUACUACCUAACCCAACUUUGCAAGCUAAUGCAAACACAGAUAACGAUUUUAAGUCACCAUUAAAUAUUGAUGAUGAUAAUAGUACUAAUAAUAAUAUUUUGUCCUAUCUAGGUAAAGGUCAAACAUCAUCAUUAAGUGAAAUAGAACAUAAAAACAAUAAGCAUAACAAGCGCGCUAUACCGAAGGGGAAAGCUAAACCUAAAAAUGGUUAUAAUAAUGGUAGAAGUACAUCAGAUUUGACGUCAUUGAAUCAACCAGCGACUAAGAGGCAAAAAAGUAAUAACAAUACCUCAAGGAUGACAACAUUGACAUCAUCACAAAGGAAAAAAGGUGAACGGGAAUCUACUAUCUCCCCUUCACCUUCUUCUCAAACGGAGGAACAAACCGGACAAUCACAACAACCUCCUAAAUUUACCGAAGACGAAAUUAUAAUGUCAGAAAAUGGUAAAAUUUAUGUUUGUUUAGAAUGUAAGAGGCAAUUUACUUCCGGUCAUCACUUAACGAGGCAUAAGAAAUCGGUGCAUUCAGGUGAAAAACCUCACUCAUGUCCAAAAUGUGGUAAGAAAUUUAAAAGAAGAGAUCAUGUACUACAACAUUUAAAUAAGAAGAUACCUUGCGUUCCUGAUGCAUAUUCUAAUUCCACAGAAUCUCAAAUGCGCAUUCAAAUUCAAUUACAACAGCAAAACAGUAAUCCGGCAGACAAUAAUAACACUAAUGGUGAUGUCUUGGGAACAGAUAGGGCUGUGGCAUCUGUAAGUGAGGCUGCGACCGCUAUCAACAGCAGCACUGAUAAUAAUAGUAAUAAAAGUAAUAAUAAUAAUAAUGAUGAUGAUGAUGAUGAUAAAAAUAAAGCUCCGUCAAAGACGGAUGUGAAUAAUGAAGGUAAAGAUAUAUCUAGCUCUAAUAUCGAGCCCGAUAUUAAACGCGAGUAA
Messenger RNA from Naumovozyma dairenensis CBS 421, 3471 nucleotides. It is a transcript of the gene RPH1, whose product is annotated as Rph1p. Bases 1 to 3471 code for a protein of 1156 amino acids. The transcript has a single exon. NCBI's taxonomy places the organism in Eukaryota, Fungi, Ascomycota, Saccharomycetes, Saccharomycetales, Saccharomycetaceae. Gene Ontology annotation, cellular component: nucleus. Gene Ontology annotation, biological process: chromatin remodeling. The record is from RefSeq and is a predicted model, not a curated record. Gene Ontology annotation, molecular function: histone H3K9 demethylase activity; histone H3K36 demethylase activity.